Messenger RNA from Hippocampus comes (tiger tail seahorse), 5565 nucleotides. It is a transcript of the gene rabgap1l, whose product is annotated as RAB GTPase activating protein 1-like. NCBI's taxonomy places the organism in Eukaryota, Metazoa, Chordata, Actinopteri, Syngnathiformes, Syngnathidae. The record is from RefSeq and is a predicted model, not a curated record. Bases 198 to 3332 code for a protein of 1044 amino acids. Gene Ontology annotation, molecular function: small GTPase binding; GTPase activator activity. Gene Ontology annotation, biological process: regulation of GTPase activity. The transcript is spliced from 26 exons.
UCUCCGUCGCCACACAACCGGAAAGUGUGCAGUUGGUGCAUGGAGUGAUGCAUCCUGUUCACCGGUACGAUCUUCGGCAAAGUCUUGACAGCUAGCAGGCAACUCCUCAUCGCUUCAAGCAAAACUGGCGGAACUGGGGAGGAAAGGGGAGAGAUUCAACUCCGGCCCCCCCUGCACUUCCUGAAGAAGAGUCAGCCAUGGAUGACGACUCCUCCUUGCACAAAGUCAGCAGUUCCACAGAGUCUGUGGCCACGGUCACCAGUGAGGAGUUUGUUCUGGUACAGCCUAGUGCAAAUGGAUCACCGCAAGCCUCGGAGGGAAAACCGAAGCUCAAGAUGUCUUGGAAUGGUAGUGAGCAGCUGGAGAAAGCAAUGGAGGAGGUACUGGAUGAUGAUGAUGCUGCUGCUGAUGGUGAUGAAGACGAUGAGGACGUGAAGGUGGAGAAGAGUAGUGUGGAAAAGAUGGAAAAGCACAUCUACCCAGAAGUUCAAGUCCUGGAGCGCCACCCAGCAGAGGUAUCAUCACCCUGUCCAGCACCAGCGAGCCCCACGACUCAAGAGGAAGACAGUGUGCAAUUCAACAAGCUGUCCUACUUGGGCUGCACUUGGGUCAAAGCUCCUCGUAAUGAAGCUGAGGCACAGAGGGCAAUGGCGACCUUGCGGGCUGAGAGUGCCAUCCCGAUCCCCAUCACCCUGCAUGUACCCUGCGGACCAGAGGGCUCCGUGAGGGUUGUGGACCAGGCUUCGGGUACAGAGAUUUGUUCCUUCCCCAUAUACAAGGUCCUGUUUUGUGCUCGUGGACGGGACGGCUCUGUGGAAAGUGACUGCUUUUGCUUCACUGAGAGUUAUCGGAGCUCCGAAGACUUCCAAAUUCACGUCUUCUCCUGCCACAUCAAGGAGGCGGUAAGAUGGACUUACAGGCGCACUGCAGCCAAGCACUGUUUUUCCUCACUUCACGAAACGUAUGAUGCAAGCAUGCAAAAUAAUCCCAUAUACGAUACUUUGACAUGUGGUUGUCGGAUUAUGUUGAAUAAUCCAGUCUCUCUUCCUUUUCACAGUCCAGUCCCCAAGGACAGAGACAAAUUGUAUUUCAAGCUGCGACAGAAUGUUCAGAAGAAAGUCCUGAUUACAGUACAGCAAAUUAGCAACAAAGAUCUUGGCAUUGAGAGGUGUUUUGGAAUGCUCCUGAGUCCAGGCCAGAAGGUUUGCAAUAGCGACAUGCAUCUGCUAGACAUGGAGUCGAUGGGGAAGACAUCUGAUGGAAAGGCCUAUGUGAUCACAGGAAUAUGGAAUCCCAAUAUUGCAGCUUUCCAGCCCCUCAAUGAAGACGCGCCUAAAGAUAAGCAAGUGUACAUGACGGUGGCUGUGGACCUGGUCGUAACCGAGGUGGUGGAGCCAGUUCGCUUCCUGUUGGAAACUUUGGUCAGGGUUUAUCCGUCCAAUGAACGUUUCUGGUACUUCAGCCGUAAGACCUUCAGCGAGACUUUCUACCUCAAACUUGGACAGCAUGCUCCAGAGAGGACAGGUCAGAGUGAUGCUAUGUACGAGGUGGUGAGUCUUCUGAGGGAGGCAGAGAGAAGCAAUGAAGGCAAAGGACAACCGGCCUCGCCCACUGAGGAGGAGGAGGCGGAUGAUGAUAGUGACAGUGAAAUCUCCAGCGGGACGGGAGAUGUUUCCAAAGAUUGUCCUGAGAAAAUUCUGGAAUUGUGGGGAGCAAUCCUCAAUAGAUGGCAUGGGAACCUGUCCAGUCGUCCGAAGGGUUUGCACCCACUGGUCCGUAGUGGCAUUCCAGAGCCGCUGAGAGCUGAAGUAUGGCAGCUCUUGGCCGGUUGCCAUGACAACCAUGACCUGCUUGAACACUAUCGCAUCCUCAUCACCAAGGAUUCGGCUCAGGAGGGAGUGAUCACUCGAGACAUCCACCGUACCUUCCCUGCCCAUGACUACUUCAAAGACUCUGACGGAGAUGGACAGGAUUCACUCUACAAGAUCUGCAAGGCCUAUGCUGUCUAUGAUGAGGAAAUUGGAUACUGCCAGGGUCAGUCAUUCCUUGCAGCUGUCCUGCUGCUACAUAUGCCUGAGGAACAGGCCUUUUGUGUGUUGGUGAAAAUCAUGUUCGAGUAUGGCCUCAGAGCUCUCUACAAAAACAACUUUGAAGAUCUUCACUGCAAGUUCUAUCAGCUUGAGAAGCUCAUGCAGGAACAGCAACCCGAACUCUGGUCCCAUUUCCAAGAACUGAACCUGGAGGCACACAUGUAUGCCUCCCAGUGGUUCCUCACCCUCUUCACUGCCAAGUUCCCCCUUUGCAUGGUUUUCCACAUCACUGAUCUUCUGCUUUGUGAGGGUCUGAACGUCAUCUUCAAUGUUGCCUUGGCUCUGCUCAAGACAUCCAAAGAGGAUCUCUUGCAGGCAGACUUUGAAGGCGCUCUCAAGUUCUUCAGAGUCCAGCUUCCCAAACGCUACAGAGCUGCAGAGAAUGCCAGAAGGCUGAUGGAGCAAGCUUGCAACAUCAAGGUUCCAACCAAGAAGCUUAAGAAAUUUGAGAAAGAGUAUCAGACGCUGAGAGAGAGCCAGCUCCAACAAGAGGACCCCAUUGACCGAUACCAGAGGGAGAACCGCCGUCUCCAAGAGGCCAGUAUGCGGCUCGAACAGGAGAAUGACGACUUGGCCCAUGAACUGGUCACCAGUAAGAUUGCCCUCAGGAAUGACCUUGACCAGGCAGAAGACAAGGCCGAUGUUCUGAACAAAGAGUUGCUCAGCACAAAGCAGCGUCUGGUGGAGACGGAGGAGGAGAAGAGACGACAGGAGGAGGAGACUGCUCAGCUGAAGGAAGUUUUCCGGAGGGAGCUGGAAAAAGCCGAGGUGGAGAUCAAGAAAACCACAGCCAUCAUAGCGGAGUAUAAACAGAUCUGUUCCCAGCUUAGCACCAGGCUGGAAAAGCAGCAGGCAGCCACAAAAGAGGAGCUGGACAUUGUCAGGAGUAAAGUCAGCGGUUGCGAGCACUGUCGAGAUCUUUUCAGCACCCUGGGGUGCCUGCAAGUGUCGUCUCCGGGCGGUGACAACGCAAGCUCCGAACCGUUGGACGAGGAGAAGGACGGACUGAAGGAGCAGCUCAGGCAGAUGGAACUGGAACUGGCACAGACCAAACUGCAGCUGGUGGAGGCCAAGUGUCGCAUUCAGGAACUGGAACACCAGCGAGGAGUCCUGAUGAAUGAGAUCCAGGCAGCCAAGAAUUCUUGGUUCAGCAAAACUUUGAGCUCCCUCAAGAGCUCGGCCUCAUCUUCGUCCACCUCCUCGUCCCAGAGCCCGUGUUCUCCAAAGGAAGGCCCCGCCUAGAGUCGCUCCCCUCAUCGCCUCAGUAAAGGAUCACACAGCAGAGAAAUGCGGUGUUCCUUUUCCAAACUGUCUGGACUGUGCCAAGAUACAAGAGGGGAAGGUGAUACAAAGCGGAAGACUGAGUCAAAUCCAUCCCGUCUUGGCCUCCUUUGCAGGUGAUGGACUUUCCGUUCCGUUCGCUCCGUUAUAGCCCUCGAACCUCGCUCAAAUGCUGGAUGGCUUGUUAGUGAGGUGAUCCUGCUUUUACACAAUUCGGGUGAUUUCAUUUGAAUUCUACUGUGUUUUCGGGAGCCCUAUGCUAGGCGCAAAAUUAAGAAUAUUGUCGUCUAUGGUGACACAAGAACAGCCUGCUGUAUGUUGUGAUCUGAAAGACAGCUAAAGCUCCUCCGUUAAGGAAAUAACUGCAAAGAGCUGCAACCCGGAACAACACAACAUUUGUGUUUCUUCUUUCUAGAAUUCUAACGUAAUGUCCUAACAAAUGUAUUUUUUUUUAAAUAACCUUGUUCAUUUCUUAAAGGGGUUGAGAAAGAUUUUUGUUUUUUUUUUCUAAAGUUUGAAAUGUUGUUGUAAUCUCUGUGAGCACAGUAUGUGAUCGAUCGUUCUGGUCAAGUCCAAACGCAGACGCGCCAAAACGACAUCUGCAGACUCUCUUCAGCCUGUUUCACGUCUGCCUGCCCCCACUCGGGGGUUUUAUUGAACUCCGCCUGUCUCAUCCCAAUCGACAUUUCAUUCACUAUCCACACAUCCAGUUGAUGCCUGCAAGCAUUUCAUUUGCGUUCCGAAUGAAAACAAAGUCCUCAAAAGAAGCCAUCGCUUUGUGAAGCAGGUCCUUUGCUCUAAACACAAACUAAGGGGGCAUGUUCUUCCCCAUUCAACAUAUCUUCCCCACCCUUUGAUCCUGAAAUUCUGUUUUUUAAAGAUCUAACGGUCACAGAUUGCUGCCUAGCUCUGCUUCACGUUGGCUGAAGUUUCACCGGUUAUUGAGUUUUGAACAGGUCGCCAAUGGUCCAUCUUAAUUGCCAAAAUUCAAAAAAUACAUUUGCACAACUGCACCAACACCUCGUUUGCUUUUCAGAUUAUGAAUAAGGAAAAUACCUCCUACUGUUGUGGAGACGGAGCACCCGCAGUGCAUAAAUGGGAGCUGCUUUGCUCAGUGCGCACAUUUAUAAAGCCAACUACAAAAAAAAAAAAAAAAAAAUCUGAUUUUAUGUGCAGGAAAGUUUUAUAGUAAAGUUUUUUUUGUUUUUCUGUUAGUAAUUUUUAUGUAAACAGAGUGACUGGACAAAAGAUAGCACAGGGACGUGGUGGUCAGCAUGUCUGCCUCUGUGGUUUGGGGUUCAAAUCUGGACUUUCUGCCUUCCCAUGUGGGCUUUUGUGGGUUUUCUCGGCUGUUCCGACUUCCACCCACAUUCCAAAAACAAGCAUGAUAGGUUCACGAAAUAACUGAUUGUCCAUAGGUGGGAAUGUGAGUGUGAAGAGUUGUUUAGUUUUUCUUUGAAUGUGCCAUGUGAUUGGCUGACCAACCCAGACUACACAAAGUCAGUCGGGAUAGGCUGCGACUCUAAUGAGGGCACGUACUAUAAAAAUGGAUGGAGAAAGAGAAUUGGAAAAGAUCCUUAGCGCAUCAAUCAACAAUUGAAAUUUAAAAGAAAAGCUGUAGCUUUAGCGGUUCACCGGCCGAGUACUCCAUUUUUGAUGCCAACAGGUUCAUUUUAUCCAUACUGGCAUUGCUGUCUGCCUUUGGAAUGUCCGUAUGUGCCCGCAUGUCGGAAUCUUUUCAACUGGCUGCCUUUAGUCGCUGGCUGAAGCGGUUGGUCGUGCCAUAGCAGCCUCCCUGGUCCCGUUGGGUCCUGUUGGACUUACCCUCAGUGCCAAUCACUUCGCUGGUGGCCAUCAAUUCGCCUAACUGGACCAAAUGCACCAAAGGGAGACGCUGACAUUUCCAUUCACAUUCCUUGUGCUUUUGAAACGGUUGCAGAGUUGUGACCAUCCCAACAACAAGCGGUGGUGUCAUGUCAACAUUUACACACACUAACAUUAUGAGAAAAUGUCGGUUGGUUUCAGAGUUUUAUGAAGCACAGAACAAUUAUUUUAGCUGAGGUUACAGUCAGGACGGCUGCCAGUUUAUGAUUCACCCUCGACUGUUCACUUUGAGAGACUAUUAAUGUUUGCUGUUAAGUCAAUGUCUGAUCUGCAUUAAUAAAUGUCAGUGCUUCGAGCCAUUUGUGCCCUU